Molecule: messenger RNA, 1908 nt
Organism: Sinocyclocheilus anshuiensis
Lineage: Eukaryota; Metazoa; Chordata; Actinopteri; Cypriniformes; Cyprinidae
Product: taste receptor type 1 member 1-like
Exons: 7
Coding region: 1-1908 (635 amino acids)
Biological process (GO): G protein-coupled receptor signaling pathway
Cellular component (GO): plasma membrane
Molecular function (GO): G protein-coupled receptor activity
Source: RefSeq, a predicted model, not a curated record
AUGCUUCUCAGUAGAAUUUGCGUUUUCCUUUUGUGCUUUAUUAAUUGUUCCUUUUUCAAAAUUUCUUGGCCACAUUCAAUUUCUGACUUCAGCUUGGAGGGAGAUUAUUUAUUGGGUGGCCUUUUUGCUUUACAUGAAAUUGACCAAGUGACAUCGAUUUUCACCCCAGAGACCACUGAAUGUUUCAGGCACAGUACCUCCACAUCUGGUUAUCAGAUGUUGCAAGUGAUGAGGUUUACUGUUGAGGAGAUUAAUAACUCCACCACUCUUCUGCCCAAUGUUUCUCUGGGCUAUGAAAUUUUUGACCAUUGUUCUAAUACAAAGAAUUUCCUUUCAGUCUUAAGUUUUGUCUCAAAGAAUGGCUCAAUAAAACCCAAAGAAAAGCUCAACAACUAUCAGCCUAAAGUGAUUGCUUUAACAGGGCCAUAUGGAAGCACAAGAACUAUUACUAUUGCACCAUUAAUCACAAUGGGCCUUAUACCAUUGGUGAAUUAUGGAGCUUCUAGCUAUGCAUUAAGCAAUAAAAUUCAGUAUCCUUCCUUUGUAAGAACAGUCCCUAGCAACAAAGACCUUAUAGAGAUGAUUAUUCACAUCAUACGGUGGUUUGGAUGGAACUGGGUUGCCUUUCUUGGUAGCCAAGACAGUUACAGUUCAGAUGGACUAAAACUGUUUAACAAGUAUAUAAGCAAUACUGGCAUUUGUUUGGCCUAUCAAGAGGGUCUGAGCUUAAAUGCAAACUACCGUCAAACGCUUAAAAAGAUUGAUGUGCUCAACAUCAAUGUCAUUGUUGUUUUUGCUGUACCACAAUAUGCAGUCAACAUAAUCAAAACUGCCAUAGCGGAGAAUAUCCGAGAUAAAGUAUGGAUUGCGAGUGAAACUUGGGCUAUGAAUCAACAGCUUCCUAGAGAGCCGGGAAUUGGGAAAAUUGGAACAGUCAUUGGCAUUACGGAGAGAUUGUUGUCAUUACCAGGAUUUGAUAAAUUCAUCUAUAAAGACAGGAGAACAAUUAAUGGAUAUAGCACUGAGAGUAAUGUCCAGAGUAAGAAUAAGACAUGCAAUCAAGUUUGUGAUUACUGCCCACUGUUGACCGCCGAGGAGAUUAUAAACGAGAAUCCCUCAUUCUCCUUCGCCAUCUACGCUGCCAUAUAUACCAUAGCUCAUGCAUUACAUAACGUUCUGCAGUGUGAUAUGAAUGUAUGCCCAAAAAACCCAAAGGCCAAGCCAUACAUGUUUGAGAUGGUGGGCACAUAUGAUACAUAUCCAGAAACUACUUUUACCAUUGACAACUCUCUCUUGCCCUGGCUUAACAAUGAUUCUUUAAAGGUUCCUUUCUCAAACUGCUCUGUUGAGUGUAAGCCGGGAUAUUCAAGGAAACCUGAAGGUUUUCAUAGCUGCUGUUUUACCUGUAAAAAAUGCCCACGUAACAGCUAUGUGGAUUAUUCUCGGGACCCCUAUACCUGUUUUCCAUGUUUAGAGAGCGAAUGGUCUGAUGAGGGCAGCACAGCAUGUAAGACACGUAUUGUUGUCUAUCUUGAGUCUGCAGAAAUUUCCUCCAUCAUUGUCAUGCUUUCUGCCACAUGCCUAAUUAUUCUCCUUAUUGCUAUACUUUGCCUUUUUGCCUACAACUUCAACACACCAGUGGUAAAGUCUGCUGGUGGCAGCAUGUGUCUCCUUAUGUUAAUGUGUUUGAUUAUGUCUAGUAUAAGUGUGUUCUUUUUCUUUGGAAAACCCACAUUUGUAUUUUGCCUCCUGAGAAAUGCCAUAUUUGCAUUUUUCUUCACUAUCUGUAUUUCCUGUUUGACUGUCCGUUCCUUUCAAAUUAUUUGUGUUUUUAAAAUGGCUGCUCAGUUCCCUAAGCUGCACAGCCUUUGGGUAAAGCACAAUGGACAGUGGCUUUUCAUUUCUUAA